AUGGGAGAGGAUUGGGGGAUAAAGCGGAGGGAGCACCAAUCUGGUGUUGACAGCUUUGUUGCUAUGUUGUGUGUGUUCUUUGCACCAACUGCAGCAGGACCUGGGAUCCCUGAGAUCAAAGCUUAUCUUAAUGGGAUUGAUACACCAAACAUGUUUGAUGCCACUACUUUGCUUGUUAAGGUAGGAUUCUUCAUUAAUCUGGCACUUAAGAACAUUUGGUUGUUGGAUUGA
Messenger RNA from Linum trigynum, 231 nucleotides. The record is from the annotation of a GenBank genome assembly. Lineage: Eukaryota; Viridiplantae; Streptophyta; Magnoliopsida; Malpighiales; Linaceae.